Aspergillus puulaauensis is the source of this 741-nucleotide messenger RNA. Its product is annotated as SUR7/PalI family protein. Lineage: Eukaryota; Fungi; Ascomycota; Eurotiomycetes; Eurotiales; Aspergillaceae. Gene Ontology annotation, cellular component: membrane raft; plasma membrane; cell cortex. Gene Ontology annotation, biological process: fungal-type cell wall organization; cortical actin cytoskeleton organization; endocytosis. The coding region runs from base 1 to 741 and encodes 246 amino acids. The transcript is spliced from 4 exons. The record is from RefSeq and is a predicted model, not a curated record.
AUGCCUCUUUCCAGAGCUGGCCUGGGCUUUUUGGGCCUUUUCUUCACUGCCGGAGCCCUCUUGCUGAUGUGGCUCACUUUCCUCGGCGGCGUAAGGAACAGUAACCCGAUCGACCAGAUCUACUUUCUUCAAGUAGACUCGAGCGGCAUCCCUGGUGCAGCUUCUGUCUCACGAUGGACCUGGUGGAAUCUGUGUCCUGUGACGGAUGGCAGGAAUGAUUGCGGCGGCAACCACCCCGAUUUCCCAUUCGAUCCUCCAAGUCAACGGAACUUCGGUACUGAAGAGAACAUCCCGUCCGACUUUAUCGGAACCCGGCACUACUUCCUGACUUCGCGGUUCUCAUGGCCUUUUAUGAUUAUCGCUCUAUUCUUCGGUGUCAUCUCCUUCUUCACCGGACUUGCUGCCAUGUGCACACGCGUCGGAAGCUAUCUUUCAGCCGUGAUGGGAUGGAUCGCUUUCGUCUUUCAGGUUAUCACCACCUGUCUCAUUACUGCCGUCUAUGUCCAGGGCCGCAACAAGUUCAACGCCAACGGCCAAACUGCACGCCUUGGUGUUAAGGCCUUCGCUUUCAUGUGGACCGCGGUUGCCCUCUGGCUGCUCGCUUGCAUCACUUACUGCCUUGGUGGCUCUGUUUCGGGAGGACGGGAACGCGGAUACAGCGGUCGUAAGCAGCGCCGUCGCGGUUUCUUUACUUCCGCACGACAACCCAGCGCGGAGGCCAACAAGGAGGUUGCUGCAUAA